This is a messenger RNA of Chinchilla lanigera (long-tailed chinchilla), 3118 nucleotides long. It is a transcript of the gene Wnt9a, whose product is annotated as wingless-type MMTV integration site family, member 9A. Gene Ontology annotation, biological process: canonical Wnt signaling pathway; neuron differentiation; cell fate commitment. The transcript has 4 exons. Bases 191 to 1192 code for a protein of 333 amino acids. Gene Ontology annotation, molecular function: frizzled binding; cytokine activity. NCBI's taxonomy places the organism in Eukaryota, Metazoa, Chordata, Mammalia, Rodentia, Chinchillidae. The record is from RefSeq and is a predicted model, not a curated record. Gene Ontology annotation, cellular component: extracellular region.
UGGCUGCCUCUGCUCAGCCUCGUUUCUGCGUCUCAGCGGGGCUGCAGCGUGCGUCCGUGUAGCGUUCCUUUUUAUGACUGAACAGACAGCAGUUAAAAAACCAUUUGGCAGUGGAGGGGUCCCGGUUGUUCUCACCGUUCAGUUGUUUUGAAUCGUGUUGUGAGCCUUGGUGGACACUUUUCCUGCGCAGAUGCUGACGGGCAGCGAGCCCUUGACCAUCCUCCCGCUGACCCUGGAGCCUGAGGCGGCGGCCCUGGCGCACUACAAGGCCUGCGACCGGCUGAAGCUGGAGCGCAAACAGCGGCGCAUGUGCCGCCGGGACCCGGGCGUGGCCGAGACGCUGGUGGAGGCCGUGAGCAUGAGCGCGCUUGAAUGCCAGUACCAGUUCCGCUUUGAGCGCUGGAACUGCACGCUGGAGGGCCGCUACCGCGCCAGCCUGCUCAAGCGAGGCUUCAAGGAGACCGCCUUCCUCUACGCCAUCUCCUCGGCCGGGCUGACGCACGCGCUGGCCAAGGCCUGCAGUGCCGGUCGCAUGGAGCGCUGCACAUGCGACGAGGCUCCGGACCUGGAGAACCGCGAGGCCUGGCAGUGGGGCGGCUGCGGGGACAACCUCAAGUACAGCAGCAAAUUCGUCAAGGAGUUCCUGGGCCGGCGCUCGAGCAAGGACCUGCGGGCCCGGGUGGACUUCCACAACAACCUCGUGGGUGUGAAGGUGAUCAAAGCUGGGGUGGAGACAACCUGCAAGUGCCACGGUGUGUCGGGUUCCUGCACCGUGCGGACCUGCUGGCGGCAGCUGGCCCCUUUCCACGAAGUGGGCAAGCACCUGAAGCACAAGUAUGAGACAGCGCUCAAGGUGGGCAGCACCACUAACGAAGCCACUGGCGAGGCGGGCGCCAUCUCCCCACCCCGGGGAAGGGCCUCGGGGAUGGGCGGUGACCCACUGCCCCGCACGCCGGAGCUGGUGCACCUGGACGACUCGCCCAGCUUCUGCCUGGCUGGCCGCUUCUCCCCCGGCACGGCCGGCCGCCGGUGCCACCGUGAGAAGAACUGCGAGAGCAUCUGCUGCGGACGUGGCCACAACACGCAGAGCCGGGUGGUGACCAGGCCCUGCCAGUGCCAGGUGCGCUGGUGCUGCUACGUGGAGUGCCGGCAGUGCACCCAGCGUGAGGAGGUCUACACCUGCAAGGGCUGAGCCCCGCUGCAGCCAGUCCUGCUCCGUGGGGUGCAGGCACCCCACGCAGUCUGCGGGGUCUGCACCACCAGGGCUGAGCCCUGAGGCCCUGCCAGCCCCGCUGUGGGGUGUAGACGCUGCACACAGUGCGAGGGUCUGCACCCGGAAAGGCCGGGCCACUGCGCGUGGCAGAGGGCGCCUGUCUGUGCCAGGGCUUGGUGCCAUCAGCGUGCCGUGACCCAGGGCUGGUGCAGCGGCCCCUGUCCGGCCCCCACCACCCUGCCUCACCCUGGGCCUCAGCUUCCUCCCGACACGAGAGCAUUGCUGCAAUGCUUUCUGAGCUGUCUCUGUCCCUGACACACCCGUCCCCAGAGUGUGGUCCUCUUCCGGUCUCUUGACUGCCCCUCCUGCUUCCGGGCUUGCUCUGAGGCUCGGAUGGCCAGUGCACCUUUGUGCCCACGUGGCUGCCCGUCGGAGCAGCCUGGCCUGGCACCGGCGCCAGCACUGCGUUCAGAGAGCCAAACCACUAGGAGAGAUGCCGGCUGCUGCGUCCGGCCCUGCUGCCCAGGGCCAGGCCCGGGGGCUCUGCCGUCCCUCUCUGACACGGAGCACUUCGUUUUGGAGUGAAAUUGUUGACUUUUAAAUUAUUAUUAUUAUUUAACUAAUGUAAUAAUUAUUAUUUCCUCUGACCCCGCUGCCUCCUAGGCUGUCUCUGGGGGGUGCGCCCUGUGCCGUCAGGGCUCCUCCUCCCCUCCCCACCAUGCCCGCAGCUGUCUGUCUUGGCCUUCGAAACCACUAUUCAGACGAUGCUGUCGUUAGAUGAGACCCCUUGGGGCUCUGGGAGCCGCCACACAAAGGCAGAGGCGCCGGGCCUGCUCCACACCUCGCGGCAGCCUGGUGCCCAGGGCCAUGGUGUGGCGGCCGGGGGGAGACAGCCGUGCCCGCACUGUGCGGGGAGCGGUCGGCAGGUGCAGUCUGCCUAGCUUUGGCCACAGCACACCUUCUUUUGGAAGUGCUGUCUUGACAGGGGAAGCGGCCAGUGCCCAAGGGUUGGCUUGAAUGUGUGUGUGUGUGUGUGUGUGUGUGUGUGCGCGCGCGCAUGUGUGCGUGCUAGGCUGGUGUGAGCAGCUGGGUUGCACCCCUUCUCAGAGCUCUGCGGUGACUCUGUGGCCCUGGGCGUCUGGGCGGUGUCCUGCGGAUGUGGCUGGGGUCCAGGCAGGCAGCAGGGUGGGCACUGGGGCUACUGAGCAAGGGGCGGCUUCCCGGGGCCGGGUGUUCGGGGGGCCGGCUGUGUUUUGAAGACGCCUCUUCCUGGGAACAUGGGUCUCUGGCCCCUCCUGGAUAGCGCACGCGGCAAGGUUAGCUCUGUGGUUGACGGUGCAGCCGCCCGACCAGCCCCAGGAGGCAGGUGUGGCGGCAGUGAGCCCUGCCCGUGAGGUCUGGCUGGGAGGGGUCCGUGCCGCUGUGAGUCCGCAGCAGGCCUGCCAGUUGCCCUCAGAGCCCAGCUCAGCACCGUGCGGUGUGUGGCACAGCUCUUCCGAGUCGGGAAGGGUAUUUUUAUCAAACACCACAUUUAACCCUAUGUGCUUAGUGCCCAGAGGGUAUUUCCUAGACAAGGUGGGGCACAGGCCCCCGCUGGCUGUUUCUAUGCAAGUGUGUGUUUGAAUGUUCUGCUGACUGCGGCAGCUGCUCUUCGGGGGGCAGGGUGGAGGGAAGGGCGGCCCCUCCCGCCGCGCGGCCCGGGCCCAGGCUCCAUGUGGCUGGGUGGUGCCGGGCCGCACGGGACGACCUUGUGCUGAGUCUGUGCGAGCCUGUUGAUUUCUCUACCUCAUCUGUGUAGUGAGUAGGUGUGUACCUGAGUGACUGUGGAGAAUGUAUUUAUUUAACAGCUUUGUAUAACAGAACCGGAAACAAUGGAAACACUAAAUAAAUGUAUUUUAAAUUAUA